AUGAUUAAACCCUUGAAUAAGUCAGAAUUUCGCCUGGAUAAGAGGACGAAACAAAUUUUCUUCGGUAUACUGCUUCUCUAUUCGUUAGUUGCAUUCCAUCUUUCCAACAAGAAAUAUGCAAAAUUUAUUACAGCACCAGAGAUUUCCAAUGUUGCGUUGCCAACAACGUCUCAUGUGGAACAACUAAAUCUAAAAGAACUCAGAGUUAAGGACAGAAAAUUGAAGGACUUGAGGGAGCAAUUGGUUAUGGCAUUCCCUUAUGAACCUGAAAAGCCCAUACCAAGACGUAUAUGGCAGACAUGGAAAGUUAAGGAGGACUCAUUAGAUUUCCCAGCUUCUUUUAGAAGUUACCAAAGAGACUGGACAGAAGCCGCUACACUACAAGGAUUUGAGUAUAUGCUAGUGCCCGAUGAUAAUAUUGAAGCAUUUUUGCAAAAUUUAUACGGUGAACUGCCGCUUGUUUUGAAAGCUUUCAAAGAGAUGCCCAAAAACAUUUUAAAAGCAGAUUUUCUCAGGUAUUUGCUGCUUUAUGCAAGAGGUGGUAUUUACUCUGAUAUGGAUACAUUUCCUUUGAAACCAUUGAAUAAAUGGCCAUCUGUGGACAGAGAAAAGUUAAAAACAUUUAAAGAAACUAGGAAACCAGUUCCGUAUAAGGGGUUUAAAAGUGAAGAAGUCGUCGCGCAGAAUGAACGCGAACCAGGUUUAGUCAUUGGUAUUGAAGCAGAUCCUGAUAGAACAGAUUGGAGCGAUUGGUUUGCACGUAGGAUUCAAUUUUGUCAAUGGACGAUUCAGUCGAAGCCAGGACACCCAGUAUUACGUGAAUUGAUCUUGAAUAUCACAGCAACUACGUUGUACAGUGUGUCAAGUGUAAAGAAAACCGCAGAAGAACUCAUUGAUAAGACUCAUAAGAAUGAUUAUAACGUUAAUUAUAGAGAUAAGCGCGCGAGAGAUUCUCAUUACGAUCAUGAUGAGACAAAAACUGAUAAAAAUGUUGAUGGUAGUGAUAUUAUGAACUGGACUGGUCCAGGCAUAUUUUCGGAUAUGGUAAUGCAAUACCUGAACAAUUUGAUUCAAAAUAAUAACGAUGUUCUUCUACUCAAUGGUAAUAUUUACACCCCAACGACAGUGGAUCCCGCUGAAGCUGCUGCACAGGAUGAGAACGGUGUAUCAACCAAGAAAUUUUACAGAAAGAUCAUAGAAUCACUUUUGGUCAAUAGACAUAUACCCUGGGAAUUUUUCACUUUGAUAACGGAACCCAUUACAGUUGACGAUUUGAUGAUAUUACCAAUUACAAGUUUUUCACCAGACGUAGGUCAAAUGAAUGCUAAAGGAAUGGAUGAUGAAAUGGCUUUAGUUAAGCACCAAUUCGAAGGUAGUUGGAAAGGUGAUGCUGGUCAUGAUUAG
Messenger RNA from Zygosaccharomyces rouxii, 1404 nucleotides. RefSeq names its product initiation-specific alpha-1,6-mannosyltransferase (gene OCH1). Bases 1 to 1404 code for a protein of 467 amino acids. Gene Ontology annotation, cellular component: mannan polymerase complex. The record is from RefSeq and is a predicted model, not a curated record. Lineage: Eukaryota; Fungi; Ascomycota; Saccharomycetes; Saccharomycetales; Saccharomycetaceae. The transcript has a single exon. Gene Ontology annotation, biological process: protein N-linked glycosylation. Gene Ontology annotation, molecular function: alpha-1,6-mannosyltransferase activity.